Molecule: messenger RNA, 1504 nt
Organism: Rubroshorea leprosula
Lineage: Eukaryota; Viridiplantae; Streptophyta; Magnoliopsida; Malvales; Dipterocarpaceae
Source: the annotation of a GenBank genome assembly
UUAGAAACCCAGCGGCAACAAUUACGGGAUUUUCCAUCCACAGAUACACACAUUUUCUCAGUUCGUCUUCAUUUUUCAGCCAAACCCCAUAUUUUCUAUCCCUUCCCAAACCCUAAUCGGUAACUCAAAUUUCGAUCCCCAAGUUGUUCUCUUCGGUGAUGCCAAGGUCACCAAUGGCGAUUUUCACGUGGUGCUCACUGGUCCUGGUGCUUCAAGCUCCGGCCUUAUGGCACUGAUGAGGCCCUUCAAGUUUAUGGAAGAGAAUGUGAUCAAAGGAAUGUCCGUUACCACGGAGUUUUCGUUUUCGAUUUCAGUUGGCAAAUCCACAUGAUCAUGUGAACAAGGAAGGAGAGGAUUUAUGGAGGCAUAAGAGAAGCAUUUGUGACUUUACAAUUCUUGCUGGAGUUAUUUUUGCCACACUGGAUGUGGAGCCUCGGUGGCCUUUGUUGUGCUGUUCAUGUGGGCAAGCUUUGUCAGUGGACACGUGGUGCUGCCUGUUGACUAUCAAACAGGUCCAACAGAUUUCAGGUAUGAAAAGAUCAAAGUGAUUGUAGAGAAGGCCGGUGGAAGUGAUAAGAAUUAGAAAAUGGAGUGUGUGGUCUUAGGUUGUUGAUUUUUUGAUGAUGUAAAGAUGAAAACUUAAGUGAAAAUGAACAUAAAAUGAACAUAAACUCAAGGAUAAACUUGUGAAAAUGAACAUAAAAUGAACAUAAACUCAAGGAUUAAACUUGAGAAAUGAUGAAAUACAUGAACACAGAUGAAAUACAUAAACAGUGUUCUGAUAUAUCAGCAAAAACAGCAGUGGGCAUACAUCAGAUUUUUAAGAAAAUAGCAACUUAAAGAUGACAGUUGCUAAAACAUAAGUUAAGUAACUGUAAAAUAAACUACCAUACCACCAAGCGUGAAUCACAAAAUUACAUAAAGAUAACUGCUAAUACAUAACUGUCAUAACAGACUUAAAAGACUUGGUCUCAGAUACUUCAACAUUUUGUUAACUAAUGUGAUAAACCACAAAUUUCUUUGUUAUGUAUCUUGUAUGUGGCUCUAAUGCUUAAUGCUUUCUAGCUAAACUUCCUUCUUCUAUGACAUAUUUAGAUGAAUGGAAAUCAUUUAAUGUUGUUUGUGUUGUAGUCAUAGAUUGAGAAUUAUGCUAGUCAGUUUGAGAAGUGUAUGACAUAUAAAUCUUAGCAAUGCCACUGCAAUCAAUAAUGUUGCUUAAACUCGUAAAAGACAUGGAAAAGUUUGAUUCUUCCACAUAAUCUUUGUUGUCAAUAUUUAUCUACAUUGAGUGUCAAUGUUUAAAGGUUCUUUUGGCACCUAACCUUUAGAUAAACCUAUGAGUUAUUGCCAUAUGUGCAAAAAAGAUGGACCUUUAAUUUUAGGCCUCAGGGGUUAAAAAGAUGCAUUUCUUACACCCAAAAAGUGAAAGUAUUCUUGCCUCUAUUAUAAUCGUUUUAGUUCCGUAUCAAGGCAUCAUUUUUGUGAACAAAGAUAGACAUUGUCG